CUUACUCUUCCUCUCUACUCUGAAGAGGAAGCUGUGGUCUCCAGUGUCAGUUUCAGUCUGCAGCUGAUUUAACACCGAGGACGAACAGAUUCUAUAUUUUAUAUUUCAUCUAUCAUCUAUCAUCUGUCUCUGUAUCAUCCCUUUGUCCUCACCUCUUCCAUCCUCAGCUCCUCCGUCAUGGCCUCCACCUUCCUCAACCUCCUCCUCCUCGUCGUUGUCGGGAUGUUCAGCUCCGUCUGCUCUCUGCCACCUCGGAUCUCGUUCCUCCUCAACUCGACCCACCGACCUCUGGUCCACUUCAAACUCCCCGACGUCCACAACACCACCACGCUGCUGCUAAGCGACGAUAGCUCCACCCUGUACGUCGGGGCGCGAGACGCCAUCCUCUCAUUGGACGUGAGUCAGGUCGAUGCCGUCGUCCUGAAGAGGAAGGUGACGUGGCGUCCGACCGCCGGCGACAUGAAGGAGUGUGAGGACAAGGGCAAGAACCCCCAGGUCGACUGUCCGAACUUCGUCCGUGUGUUACAGUUCUUAAACUCCUCCCACCUUUACGCCUGUGGCAGUUUCUCCUUCAGUCCACGUGACGUCGUCAUCGACGCCGACAGCUUCUCCGUGGUCCAGCUCGACAAAGCCAGCGGCCGCUGCCCGUUCAGCCCCUUCCAGAGGAACACGGCCAUCGCCAUUGACGGCGAGCUGUUCACCGCCACCACCAGCGACUUCCGGGGAGUCAAACCGCAGAUUUCUCGACACUUCAGCAAACACGGUCCGGACGUGAGCCAGGACUCAUCCGUCAAUCUGCUGGACGAGCCAACAUUCGUCGGCUCGUCGUUGGACGCGGCCGAGAGGAAACUCUACUUCUUCUUCAACGAAGUCGGGAAAGAGUUCAGCUUCAUGGACGAGCUGCGGGUCGCACGAGUCGCCCAAGUCUGCAAGGACGACGUGGGCGGACAGAGGACGCUGCAGAAGAAGUGGACGUCCUUUGCCAAAGCACCUCUGCUCUGUCGGUCUCCCCGACAGCUUCCCUUCAACAUCUUGCAGGACGUGUUCUCCCUGCCACCACCGGAGGGCGGCGACGCCUCCGACACCUUGUUCUACGGUGUCUUCACCUCUCAGUGGUCCGUCGGUCAACAGUCGGCUGUCUGUGUCUUCACACUGCAGGACGUCAGGACGGCGUUCGCUGGACGCUACAGGACGCUCGAGAUGCAGACGCACCAGUGUAACCACGUGAUGGGAACACACCCCUUCCUUGGGAAGUGUGGCCUGGACGCAGCCUCGGACGCGGAGCUGUUCGAGGUGAAGAGGAGUUUUCUGAGCAGCACAGAAGUCAAACCUGCGACUGACGCUCCGCUGGUCGUCUCCUCCCAGCAUCAGUUCAGUCGCGUGGCGGCGAUGAGGACGAUGGCGGCUAACGGCAAAUGGUUCACCGUCCUCUUCCUCCUCACUGAGUCUGGAUUCGUGCACAAAGUGGUUCUACUGGAUCAGGGUCCGCGGGUCAUUGAGGAGAUUCAGGUCUUCACACAACCUCAGCUCGUCAAAAGCAUCGUCCUCUCCUCCACCAAGGGGGUGCUGUACAUCGGGAUGUCUGAGGGUGUGACCUCCGUCCCUGUGGCCGACUGCUCCGUGUACACGAGCUGCAGCCGGUGUGUCCUCGCCAGAGAUCCUCUGUGUGGGUGGAGCCUGAGCAGCAGCGCCUGCGUCCGACUGGACGAUCGACCUGAGCUCCUAGCUCAAGACGUAGAGAACGGCAACGUGGAAAAGGAAUGUCCUCCUCAAACCAGUAUCAGUGUGGACACAGUUCACGUCGAACUGAACGACGUGGUCCGUCUUCGGUGUGUGAAACCGUCCAACAUGGCCACUCUGACCUGGACGUCGCCUCAGUUCAAGGACCUGCCGGAGAAACUCUUCAUCCAAUCAGCUGACGGCAGUCUCCUCUUCCACGCCGCCGCCGCCACCUUCGGGUCAUACCACUGCGAGGCCGAGGAAAGCGGCUACAGCGAGGUGGUCGCGAGCUUCACCGUCCAGCCGCCGGCUUCCCCGCGCUCCACGAGCUCACACGACGAUGACCGCCACGUGUCCGGCGGCGAAUACGAGGAGAUUGUCUCUGAGGAACCGCAGACAACAAAGACACGACCUUCAGGAGGCCCAGAGGGCGAAGGUCAGAAAAACGAGACCUCCUCUACCAACCCACGUCCGGGUUCCGAACCCCGCGUCCAGGGCGACGGCUCAAACGUCACGGUGACGUCCAUUGGAGACGCCUGGUCGUCGUCGUCGGAGGAGGAGCCGCUCAACGCCCCUGGUGGAGAGAAGAGUUACUACGACGAGCUGGUGGUCGUCUCGCUGCUGCUGGGGCUCUGCGUCUGCGUCCUGGCGCUCGGCUGCGCCCUCGUGUGGCGGCGGAAGAACGUGGGCCUCAGGCAGAAGCGGCUGCUCGGUGCAGAUUCCGGUCCGGAGCUGAAGGUGGAAGAGUGAUGGAGACGGAAUCAUCUUUCAUGUCACCAGAUGUUUUUCAUUUCAUGAAAUCUUAUUGUGAAGUUUUUAUAAGAUUUUUUCCAGAAGUGUUUGUGACGAGAAGCUUUUUCAUGAUGACGUGAAACAUGUCUCAGAUUGAGUAAAAAGAUUUUGUAAAAACUAUACAAUGUUUAUUUUUUAGAUUUGUGUUUUUUCUCUGAUGUUGUGGUUUUUUUUUUACAACGUGAUGUUUAAACUUAUUAGACUUUGAUAAAUGAUCAGUUUUAAAAUCAGGAAGAGUAUGAAUGUUGAAUCGAUGAACAUUUAUUUAUGGUUCAAUCUAUCAAUAUGUCAGUAAUUAUCAAUAAUCUGAAAUCUGCUAAACAUCAUAAAUUAGUGAUAAUGUAUUAAUCAUUUUUUUAAAGGAAAUCUGUUUAGUUGUCCUGACGGACGCUGUCACAACUACAACAAAUGAAUAUUGAACUGAUUCUGUCCUGAUCUAUUGAUGUAUUGAUGUAUUGAUUUAUUGAUCUCAACAUGUGAACUGUGAUGUUUUAUUGAUGAGGAUGAUGAUGAUGAUCGAUCUUUCACUUAUCAGUUUUGCUCUUGUAGAGUAUCGAUUAUGUAUUGAUCUGUAUUGACAUUAUGACUUUGAUCAAAUAUUAAAUCUGCAACUUUC
Messenger RNA from Scophthalmus maximus (turbot), 3127 nucleotides. Its product is annotated as semaphorin-4B. Gene Ontology annotation, biological process: neural crest cell migration; negative chemotaxis; positive regulation of cell migration. The transcript is spliced from 14 exons. Gene Ontology annotation, molecular function: chemorepellent activity; semaphorin receptor binding. Bases 178 to 2469 code for a protein of 763 amino acids. The record is from RefSeq and is a predicted model, not a curated record. Lineage: Eukaryota; Metazoa; Chordata; Actinopteri; Pleuronectiformes; Scophthalmidae.